Molecule: messenger RNA, 2494 nt
Organism: Xenopus laevis (African clawed frog)
Lineage: Eukaryota; Metazoa; Chordata; Amphibia; Anura; Pipidae
Gene: syt14.S
Product: synaptotagmin 14 S homeolog
Exons: 9
Coding region: 221-1999 (592 amino acids)
Molecular function (GO): phospholipid binding
Source: RefSeq, a predicted model, not a curated record
GGGGGAGAUGGGAACAUGAUCGGAGGUGUGACUGCAGCUUUUUCUGAUGUGUGAGUGUAAUAAUAGGCGAGUCUGCAUUCUGCUUCCUUAGGAGAGCGCAUACAGGAGAGUGAUUUCUCCUGAGGAUGUCCUAAAAUGCUUUCCGUACUGCACAGCAUCCCCAGUAGCAGCUGUCACAAUCUGGGGGAGACACGGAGUCGCUCGCUGUUGCGCUGAGUGCAUGUGGUUUAUUCCUUGUCAAUCGCAGGCUCGCUCCACCCCUUCUCACCGGUACUUUGGUACGCUCCAUCCUGAAAGCAUCAUGGCGAUUGAUGGUGGAGAGCGAACCUGUGGAGUUCAUGAACUUAUCUGCAUUAGAAAAGUGUCUCCGGAGGCUAUAGGAUUCCUCUCAGCUGUCGGGGUGUCGGUUUUUCUCCUCUUGUUACUUUUCCUUUACAUCAACAAGAAAAUGGGUUUCGGGAAAAAUGGAGGAUUCUACAGAGCUGGUUCUGAAUUUGGAGCAAAACAUUGCCAAGUAGGUCGAGACUUCCAUGGGUCUUCAUCAGAAAGUGAAGACGAAGUCCUGGGUAAAUACCAAGAAGCAAUGACGCGACUGUACACCAACCGGAGUACCACAGAUAAGCAACAAAAUUACACUUGGGAAACCAGGCAGAAAUACAGUCCAUUGUCUGCUGAGUAUGAUGGUUAUAGCAGUGAGGUGUCUGCGGAUGAAGCAAACUGUAUCCAGAGAAUGAGGAGGACACCACCCCUGGAUGAACUGCAGCCACCUCCAUACCAAGAUGACAGCGGCUCUCCUCGCCUUUCAUGCACCCCUUCUGAAAUUGGAGACAGCAAAUGUGAACUGUCUCGCUGUAGCAACAGCCCCAGGUACUCUUAUACCAAAUGCCCCAGUGAAGGAAGCACCGGCCAUGAAGUGGAAAGCUUCCAGAACAAGGGCUACGAAGAAGAUGUUCCGAGUGAUAGCACUGCUGUUCUAAGUCCAGAAGAUAUGUCAGCCAGAGGAUCAUCUUCACAGCUUCCUAAAUCUUUUGAUCCGGAGGCAGUAGCUAAAUACGGCACUUUGGAUGUAACUUUUGACUAUGAUUCACCAGAACAGAAACUUCUAGUUACCGUGACAGCUGCCACAGACCUGCCCACGCACAACAGGACAGGGAAUUGCAACUCGUGGCAGGUCCACCUCGUGCUGCUCCCCGCCAAGAAGCAGAGGGCAAAAACCGCCGUCCAAAGGGGGCCCUGCCCGGCCUUCACGGAAUCCUUCAAAUUUAAUCACAUUGAGUCAGAAAUGAUUGCGAAUUACGCAGUGCGCUUUAGGCUGUACCUUGUACGGCGACUGAAAAAGGAGCGAAUGGUGGGGGAGAAGGUCUUUUACCUGACAAAACUGAAUCUGCAAGGAAAGCUGUCGGUGCCCGUGGUACUGGAUCCUGCUUACAGUCUGUCAGGCUGUGAUUCCCAAAUGAGCAUGUCAGAAAUGUCUUGCACAGAGAGCACCUCCUCCUGCCAGUCACUGGUCCACGGCUUGGUUCCCGAGAUACUUAUCGGCCUGCUUUAUAAUGCCACCACUGGAAGACUCUCCGCUGAAGUGAUAAAAGGCAGUCACUUCAAAAACCUGUCAGCCAACAGGCCUCCCAACGGACUGUUCUGUUGUCUUAAACACUUGAUAGGUGGACAGGUUUAUAUAAUUCGAGAUACCUAUGUAAAGUUAUCGUUGCUGAAUUCCAUGGGGCAGGAAAUGUCGAAAUGUAAGACCUCUAUCCGACGCGGCCAGUCCAACCCGCUGUACAAGGAGACCUUCAUAUUCCAGGUUGCUCUCUUUCAGCUCUCCGAAGUGACUCUCAUUUUGUCUGUCUAUAAUAAACGCAGCAUGAAGCGCAAGGAAUUGAUAGGCUGGAUAUCCUUAGGUCUGAAUAGCUCAGGCGAUGAACAGCUUAAUCAUUGGACUGAAAUGAAGGAGUCGAAAGGACAGCAAGUAUGUAGAUGGCACACGCUGCUGGAAUCGUAAUUAUGAUCAGAACCUCUCUUGUGACUCAAGAGGAAUCAUCUGCUCUUUGAAAGGAUUCAAUCUUAUUUAGCCACCUGCAGAAGAUCUCCAGUGGCUGCUAAUAGGUUUGGCAUGCUGAGCCGGGCAGCAAACACCAAGGGGAAAAAUUCUAUGCUACCGUGUGUUUAUUUCUGUGUCGGAGCAAAGAUGGAAUGUGAAAGUUCACACCAGACCCAAACUAUACCCAGGACUUCCUUAGGUGCUUAUUUUAAUUUGAUUUUUUAAACAGUUCUGAACACCAGCUUUACAGCUAAAGUCUUUCUAUGCUUCAGUGUUAGAAGCACUUCUUUCAAAAAAAAAAAAAUAACAUUUUGGAUAUUAUUAGGGAUAUGAGAGAGAAAUUUUCGAUAUUUCUAUGUUUUUUCCAUCCUAUUUUUAUUGUUAAUUUUCUUGUGCAGUGCGUUGCAGACACUUCAGAAGCACACAAUAUCUAAAAUAAAAAUAAAAUGGAUAUGC